Radiomyces spectabilis is the source of this 896-nucleotide messenger RNA. RefSeq lists its product as uncharacterized. The coding region runs from base 143 to 772 and encodes 209 amino acids. The transcript has 2 exons. The record is from RefSeq and is a predicted model, not a curated record. Lineage: Eukaryota; Fungi; Mucoromycota; Mucoromycetes; Mucorales; Radiomycetaceae.
UUUUGCGUGGUCUUUUCUCCAGUGGGUGGUGGGGGCCCAGUCACGUUUCAAGCAGAAAUUUCCCAAUAGGUCAAAACGAAAAAAAAAAAGCAAAAAAAAAGCGCUUAGUCUUUAGUGAUUCCCUCCCAAGUUCAGUUCCUUCAUGUAUAAACGCGCAAGAAAAGAAUUAGCAAAGCAAGCUAUACAGACAGAUAUCUUUGAUGCUUUUGCUGAAACCAGUGAAGAAAUGUUAGCCGGCAUUUCCUCUGGAUCCGACAGCGAUGAAUCCGAUCUGGAGUUGGAAUUCAAGGAACGGAAACGAGUGCUCAAGAAACGGAAAAGAACAACCUCAACCGAAUCCGAAGAGGAUUCCGAGGACGAGGAAUCCGAGGAUGAAAUUCGCAAAAUUUUGAAGAAAAACAAGGUCUCCACAGAUUCAGAAUCGUCAGAUGCCUCCUCUGCGUCAGAGGAAGAACAAGAGGAAGAGGAAGACGAUGAUGAUAAUAGCCAGGAUUCGUCAAACGAGGAGGAGGAGGAGGAGGAGGAAGAAGAAGAAGAAGCGACAUCCAGCAGUGAUAAAGGCGAGGAAGAGGCUGAGAAACAGAGUGAAGAAGCCGAUGAGGACGAAGAAAAAGACCCCUUUGACGAGAUGGAAGACAGACCCAAAGGAGGGUUUGUGUGUAACAUCUGCCCACACAAAGUAUUAAAGGUCAAGGGGCAAGUGCGGGCCCAUUUGCAGAGCAAGGCUCACAAACGACGAGAAAGAUACCUGCAGAAACAUGGCCAAAUCUGAUGAUCAUAAGCCACAAUGUUUUUUUUUACCGCAUCUCAUCAUUUUUCACACCCUCUCAUUUCAUCUUUGUGUAUUUCAUUUUCAUAAUCUAGAACUUUUGUAUCAUGUUCAACUUUUUUUGGGC